Messenger RNA from Musca vetustissima, 1104 nucleotides. RefSeq names its product serine/threonine-protein phosphatase rdgC-like. The record is from RefSeq and is a predicted model, not a curated record. Gene Ontology annotation, cellular component: nucleus; cytosol. The annotation marks the transcript as partial. Gene Ontology annotation, molecular function: calcium ion binding; protein serine/threonine phosphatase activity. NCBI's taxonomy places the organism in Eukaryota, Metazoa, Arthropoda, Insecta, Diptera, Muscidae. The transcript has 5 exons.
CUCUUCGAUAUAAUGUGGAGUGAUCCGCAACACAAUGAUGGUUGCCUACCCAAUAGUCUGCGGGGUGCUGGUACCUAUUUCGGCCCGGAUGUUACCCGCAACUUUUUGGAGCAACACAAACUUGAGUUGCUGGUACGUUCGCAUGAAUGCAAAGUCGAUGGCUAUGAAUUUCUGCAUGACGAUAAGGUGGUAACUAUAUUUUCCGCUUCGAACUACUAUGCCAUCGGUUCGAAUCGAGGAGCCUAUAUGAAGUUGAAUCCCCAUUUGGAACCCCAUUUUGUACAGUAUAUAUCGGCGGCCUCGAAAACACGUCAAUUAACAUUCCGUCAACGCGUUGGCAUUGUGGAGAGUUCUGCCAUCAGAGAGUUGGGGGCAAGGCUGAGGGCCAAACGUAAUGAAUUGGAAGAGGAGUUCCGGAAGAAUGAUCCCAAUAAUAGAGGCUACAUUUCCGUUUCACAUUGGUGUGAUGCCAUGGAGAAGGCCACCAAUUUGGGUCUGCCCUGGCGUUUGCUAAGGCCACGGUUGGCCCCAUCGACCGAUGAGCGAUCCACAAAUGAAGUUAACUAUUUGACAACGUUAGAUUUAUUAGAUACGGAUACUAUUAUUGAAGCUCAAGCACAAGAAACCAGCGUAGCGGAUUCCCUAUAUAAAAACGUUAGUAGCUUGGAGGCAAUAUUCCAUAUUUUGGAUUCGGAUCAGUCGGGUUACAUAUCCCUAAGUGAAUUCAGUGAUGCCUGUGAUUUAUUGGAACAACAUUUACCUGGCACAAAUACCCGUGAACAAUUGUUGGACAUGUGCCGAAUGAUGGAUUUGAACAAAGACGGACUCGUUGAUCUCAAUGAAUUCUUGGAAGCAUUCCGUCUGUGUGAACAGGCGAAAAAUGACCAUGUGGCAGGACGGACACGUAAAGAUAGGUCACCGAAUGCGACGGCGGAGCAGAGUGGCGGUGAUGAUGGUGGUGAAAAACAAAAAACGGAUAGAAGACUCAGCGCCACUGUGGCCGAAGCUGAGGCAGAGUUGAAAAAACUUUUACCACCAACUGCCGAGGAGGAUGAUAUCGAUCCCAAGGAUUGUGAGGCAAAUACAUUGAAACGUAAUAAGUAA